This is a messenger RNA of Empidonax traillii (willow flycatcher), 1622 nucleotides long. RefSeq names its product cyclic GMP-AMP synthase (gene CGAS). NCBI's taxonomy places the organism in Eukaryota, Metazoa, Chordata, Aves, Passeriformes, Tyrannidae. Gene Ontology annotation, biological process: paracrine signaling; negative regulation of double-strand break repair via homologous recombination; cellular response to exogenous dsRNA. The transcript is spliced from 5 exons. Gene Ontology annotation, cellular component: cytosol; site of double-strand break; nucleus. The coding region runs from base 1 to 1539 and encodes 512 amino acids. The record is from RefSeq and is a predicted model, not a curated record. Gene Ontology annotation, molecular function: double-stranded DNA binding; chromatin binding; 2',3'-cyclic GMP-AMP synthase activity.
AUGGACGGCGGGGGCGGCACACGGGCGCGGGGCAAGCGGGGGUCGCGAACCGCCGCUCCGCGGGGCCGGGGCGCCCCGAGGAGCGCAGCCCGCAGCCCUUCGCGGGGCCGGGGCGCGCCGAGGACCGCAGCCCUUAGCCACUCACGGGGCCGGGGCGCCCCGAGGAGCGCAGCCCGCAGUCCCUCGCGGAGCCGCGUUGCGGGCGAAAGCCCGAGCCGUGCCACGACCUGCCAAGCGCCGCGGACGGACGGACCCCCCGCCCGGGGCGGGCGCUCAGGGCGGCGAGCCCCCACUGCCACGGCCCUCCCGGCGGCCGGCGUAGAGCCAACCCCUACCCCUCGGAGCAGGGAGCCGGCCGCCAAAGUGCCCGAGGCCUCGCGGAAGGUCCCAGGGGUGCCCGACGGGGCGGCCGCUGCCCCCGCGGCCAUCCCCCGACCCCCGCCGGACACCCUGGGGCUCCGCGAGGUGCUGUCGCGGCUCAGCCUGGGCCGCAGGGACGUGUCCGAGGCGUCGAAGCUGGUGAAUAUGGUGAUUCCGCACCUGGUCCAGACUAUCCGGAGCAGGGACGGCGCCUUCAGCUCCAUGGAGCAGUACAGCGCCGGGAGCUACUACGAGCGCGUCAAGAUAUCUCAACCAAAUGAAUUUGACAUCAUGCUCGUAAUACCUGUUGAAAGGCUUCAGCUGGAUGAGUCUGAUGAUACAGGAGCCUAUUAUUACCUAACAUUCAAAAGAAAUCCAAAAGAAAAGUAUUUUUUGAAGUUUUUAGAUGAAGAUGGAAAACUAUCAGCCUUUAAAAUGCUUCAAGCACUUAGAGAAAUUAUUAAGCAAGAAGUAAAAAACUUUAAAAAUGUGGAGGUAACUGUGACAAGGAAAAAGGCUGGAAGCCCUGCAAUAACUCUUCUGAUCAAAAAUCCUCCAUUGGAUAUAUCAGUGGACAUCAUCUUGACUUUGAAAGUUCAGCACAGCUGGCCGCCCAGCACACAGGACGGCCUCAAAAUUAAACAGUGGCUGGGAACAAAAGCCAGGAGAGAUUUCAAAUUUAAAGCACUGUAUUUAGUAGCCAAGCAAAACAAAAGAGAAAAGGUUCUAAGAGGAAACACAUGGCGACUGUCCUUCUCACAUAUUGAGAAGCUCAUGAUGGAGAACCAUGGCCACUCAAGGACGUGUUGUGAAUCUUAUGGAUCAAAGUGCUGUAGGAAAGGUUGUCUUAAGCUGCUGAAGUAUCUUCUAGAGCAACUUAAAAUGAAAUAUCCAAAAGAGCUGGAAAAAUUCUGUUCAUAUCAUGUCAAAACUGCUUUUUUCCACUCUUGUGUCAUGUGGCCAAAUGACACAGACUGGAUUUUGGAAGACCUGGAUCAUUGCUUUCAGAAAUGUCUGGGAUAUUUCAUGGAGUGCCUGCAAAAGUCUCAGCUGCCGCACUUUUUUAUUCCCCAAUACAACUUGCUCAAUCUGGAAGACAGAGCGAGCAAUCAUUUCCUUUCAAGACAGAUAAGCCGUGAACUGAACAACACAUUCCCAAUAUUUCAGGAGAGCUAUUAAAAUCACUGUUUACAUUAGCUGUCUAAUCAUGUAUAUUUGCAUAUUUAAAACAAAAAGUUCUGUACCAUAAGUUACUCUUCAGU